Tetrahymena thermophila SB210 is the source of this 2232-nucleotide messenger RNA. Its product is annotated as 50S ribosome-binding GTPase. NCBI's taxonomy places the organism in Eukaryota, Ciliophora, Oligohymenophorea, Hymenostomatida, Tetrahymenidae. The transcript has 4 exons. The record is from RefSeq and is a predicted model, not a curated record. Gene Ontology annotation, molecular function: GTP binding.
AUGAUAGGUUAGGAGGAAAUAAAAACACAGCCAGAAUAAGAAAAGAUGAUAUCACCUAAUAAUUAAUAAAGGUUGUCUAAUAACCAAGAAGUUAGAAACAGUGGGGAUUUAACAUCUUUGAAUAAAAAUGGAAUAAAUGCUCGUUAAAUUGACACUAAUUUUCCAGCAACUAACUGUUUAGCACCACCAACAUAAGAAGAUCAGAAACAUAAUGAUGGUUUAAGAAAGUUCUGGUGGGGCUCAGCAGGACCUUAGAACUAAGGGUUUUAAGAUGGAGGAAGAAGAACCAUUUCCAGCAUGGAUGGAAUAGCAUUUGAUAAUAUUAAAGAUAGUAUGUUUGAUUAGAAGAUUAUUGAUGCAAUUGAAAAGGAGUUGGAAUUGGAAGAUGAAGAGAACGGCAAUAUUUUUAAGGAUGAAGGAGUAACAAGGAAAAAGAUAGCAGAAAUCAAAAAUUUAUUAAAUGAAGAAGAAUUCAUCCUUGAUAAUCUUCUCAAAAUGACCAGAGAAAUGAGAGAUGUGCGUAAAAUUUAAGAUCUUAUUGAGGCUGUAUGCAGUGAUAUUUAUAAAAGAAAAACUGAUAAAAUAUUAAAGCUAGAUAGAAUACUGUGUCAAGAUGAUUAGUAGUUAAAACAAAUUUAGUAUUUAGAAAAGAAAAUUCGUAAAGCAGAGGUUGAGGUAAAAGCCUUUAAAAAAUUAGGUGAAAUUAAAACUUAAAGAUAGGCAGGAAGAUAUAAACCAAAUCCCCAGUAAAUAACUACUUUUUCAAUAGACGAUCAAAGUAGUGUUUAUGAUUGGAUUGUAGAUAUAGACCUUGUUACAUAGGUAUCUAAAGAAGGAUGGAAAAUUACUCUUAGCAAUUGCUUUUACAAAUUAUUUGGCCAUCUAUUUAGCAAAAACAAAGAGAUUUCAAGUACACAAGCAAAAGAUGAAAUUAUUCAAAACUAGAUGCUUGAAUUUAGAAUAAAAGAAGAAGAGGAAACAAAUGGAUAUAGUGAAUUGAAUAGAUAAAUUGUCCAAGGAAGCACUAAUAGUACCGAAUAAGUAACACAAUCUAAUUAUGGAGGAGCUAUGGUUGCUGUAGUUGGUCUCUAUGAUAAGGGUAAAACCUUCGUGCUUAAUAAUUUGACACUAUCAAAUCUACCUUCCGGAAAGAAAAUAACCACCAAAGGUAUUUCCUUCAAGCAUGUAAAUGUGGAUAGUGGUACAAAUCUGAUCUUAGUAGAUACUGCUGGUUCUUACUCACCAGUAAAGAUUAACAAUGAACUCUCUAUCAUUGAAAAAGAAGCAACUGAAGUAUUUAUUUCAGACUUAGUUUUUGAAAUAUCAGAUUACUUUAUUUGUGUUGUGAAUGAUUUUACAUCUCUUGAUCAAAGAUACCUUGAUAAAUUAUCUAGAAAUUUACAAAACUCACCCAAAAAGACAUUUAGAGAAAUAAUAGUAAUUCACAAUCUAAAAGAAGUAGAAAGCUCUGAAAUCCUUGAACAUGUAUGGUAAACUCAAGUUACCCAAAUUUACAACUCAGGCUCAAUAUAAAAAACUAAAGUUGCAGCUAGGUGCUCAGAAACAAACUAACUACUAGAAAAGCAUGUAGUAUGGUUCAAAACCCUCUAUACCAGACACAUUUGUUUAGCUAACGAUGAUUCAGAGCUUGGUAAAUAAGUCAAUCCAUGGGUAUUCUCUCUUCUAAGAUAUUGGCUCAAAGCUGUAUUUGUUCCUGUUGAAAGACCCGUUCCUGUGAUAGAUUAAUUGAUGAAAUUUUCAACUCUCUAGCUUUCUAAAUAUUUUAAAACUGGUGUUUCACUAUAGUUAGUUGAAACAGAUGAAUAAUUAGUUAAAUACAUUAGAACAAAAGACUAUCAAGAAUCUAAAUUCCGCAUACCUCAAAUGCAAAUUGAUAGUAGUGGAAUAGUAAUGACCCGUCCUGAUAAUUUUAUUCCAACUGUUGACAUUAUAGCAAAUGAGCAAUAUUAAAUUUGGAUGGACGUUCCCAGUCUAUCUAAGGAUGAUAUUAUUAUAUAUAGAUAGAAUGUUAUUACUAUAGUUAAAGGAACAAAGCGUAGGCCAUAUGAAGACGAUAAAAAAUUAGAUAGGAAUGAGAGAAGAUAUGGAGAUUUCACAUUAACUUUUAAAAUUCCAGAGAUCUAUGAAAGAAAAUGGUCAUCUUAUGAUGUAGAAAAUGGUGUACUCAAAAUUAUUUAUGAUAGAGAUUAAGAAGAAAACAAUACUAUUUGA